Molecule: messenger RNA, 2632 nt
Organism: Venturia canescens
Lineage: Eukaryota; Metazoa; Arthropoda; Insecta; Hymenoptera; Ichneumonidae
Exons: 3
Coding region: 157-2055 (632 amino acids)
Source: RefSeq, a predicted model, not a curated record
UGGUGUCAUCUAUCGACUCUUCAAAACAAUAUCAAUUUAAUUUCAUCGCCAUUUGCCAUUUCAAUCGUCUUUUGCGUUGGUUUGCGAAAAUCAAAAAAACCCGGUCAUCGAGAUUUUGCUUAUUGCUCCAUGUAAUAAAGAUAAAUAUUUUAAAAAAUGAAAACAUGCUGCGUAAAGGGAUGCGAUACUUCUAGAUAUAUUACACUCAAAUAUUAUGCAUUCUUCAACUUUCCCCUGGAUAAUGAAGAUCUCCUGAAAAAAUGGCUCAAUCAAAUAGGCCAGCCAGACUUGAAGCCAAAACACCACCAAAUAUGCAGUGUACACUUUAAAAAUGACGAUAUCUUAUGGCGUCCUGAUGGAUUACCUCCGUCAUUAAAUCCCACAGCUGUACCUACAAUAUUCCCACCUCAGGAAUCAAACACUGCUACGCCUCAAUCUGGCACAUCAACUUUUUUAGAGGCGAUUUCCACUGAAUCAAUCUUGAAAUCAUCAAACAAGGAAAACAAUGGAAACAGCAAAUUUCCUUUGAUUAUCAUUCCAACCCAAUAUCUUUUUCCAUAUCCCCCUUUGAUCCCUUAUGCAAUUCCUACUCAAUUCUCACCUCAAUUUUCAACACAAUUCCACCCUCAAAAUCAGCUACAAACUCACCAGUCUUUUCAAAUCAACUCUCAAAAUUCAUUACCAAACCAGCCAGUUUCCCAGAUAAUUUCUCAGAGUUCACAGCAUACUCAGCCUAUUACACAAAUUCAUUUUCAAGAUUUGCUGCUGUCCGAACCAGUUCCGCAAAUGAAACCUUUGAAUUUACUGCAAACUCAGCCAGUCUUGCAAAUUGAUUCACAAAAUUCGCUGUCAACCCAGUUGCCACAUAUUGAUCCCAAAUGUUCCGCACAGUUGGUCCAAUAUAUGCAAUCAUUCAACGCAAUGAAUUCAGCACUCUCUAUUCAACUCGCUCAACAAGUGACUACACAAAAUCCAGCCAUUAUCGGCCAGUUUGCACAGGACAAAGCACAAACUCUCGAAAAAAGUUCACAAGUUUCUAAAAUUAAAGAAACUCCAAAUCUGAUGGAUAUUUCACUCGAUUCGAACACGAACGACAAUGAGACCGGAAAAGCCAUUAAUAUCGCGCAAGAUUCAAUGAAAAUUUCGCAAAUUCCAAGCUCAAAUGGCAGAAAUUUUGUUCCAACGGAAGAUUCCGGUCCACCUGAGUCAUUGAAAAAUACAAGUUUAAGAUUUUAUUCUAAGAAAAAAGCUCGGAAUCCGUUUCCAAAUGAUCCAAAAUCUGCAAUGACAUCGCAAAAGUCAGGAGUAGAGAAGGAUUUGAAAAACUUGUUUUCGGAAGAGUUGAAAAUUGAGAAAAAUCUACAAGUUACAAUGCUAAAUCCCAUGAAUUUAAGUGAAAUAAAAGAGGAAAAACCGGAUGUAUCUUUCGCCGAAAAAUCGAAUAUUUUGCAGCAGAUUUCGGGAGAAAAUUGUCCCAAAGUAACAUUUCCACUAGAAAAGGAAUUUCAGGAGGAAGAAGUUUUUGCCAGACGUUUUACCAAACCGGACUAUCUCCUAAUUCCAAAAAAAACAAAAUUCGCAAAUCCAAAACAUAUGGAUCACACAAGAAGACCGACUCUGAGAAUAUCGAUAAAAAAACUUUGUAAUGUUCCACUCGAAUCGAAAAAUUUCAAUGAAAAAGAAAAUUCUUCGGAUGAACAAAAAUCAAUAACCAUCGAAAAUCACGCGACAAACAAAUCUGUAACUUUUCGACUUGAUUCGAGAACCGGAGAAAUCAUUGUAAAAAAUCAGGAUAUCAUUCCAACACGGAGACGCAGAGACAGGAAUACUGGAAGAAAACGAAAGGUUGAUAUAGGCGUUUCUUCACCGGCCGCAAAUCUUCGUCAGCUCUACGCAAAAGAGCAUAGAGAAUGUAGCGUGUUCAGAAGAAAAUUAAAAUUAUUGCGGCUGAGUCAUAAACGAGAGCUGGAAGAAAUACAAAAAUUACAAGCUCUCUUGUCAGAGCUUGAUACUGUGAAAAAAGCAAUGGUCUGGUCAAAGUUCAAACGGGAAUGAGGCUGAAAAAUGCGACUCACCAGAAGAAAGUUCCGAAACUGUUCGAAAUAACAGAAAAUUGUUACCUCAGGAAGGAAAAUCACAACACGAUAAAGAAAUCGUGAGACGAAGAACAUCAAAUUCUCCACUAGCCAUAGAUCUUCGCGAAAAUUACGAAUUUUCUAUACCUAAAAAUAUCUCAAAAAUAAGGAUUGUCGAUGAAAUCGACGAUUAUAGAAGUUUUUCGUAAUUACUACUUUUUUUUCCAUAUUUAUAACAUAAGUCAUAAUGGAGUUAUGCAAUAGAAAAUAUUUAUCAUUAAAUAAUAUUUGUUACAAAAGAGAUGCAUAUAUAUGGAAACGCAAGUACUAUAUGUCGAGUGCGUCGUAAUUUUUCAUUUAAAAUUGUUGAUUAAUCUGAUAAGGAUAAAAACUGCAGGUGAAAUGUGAUUGGUAUAAAAAGUUCCUUAUUUUUUUUUUGCAGAAAAGAAAUAAAUUGUAAUAAGUUUGUUUGUAAGUGCGGAAUGUAUUUACCGAUACACUAAAAAAGUUGGGUGAUUUAGAGGGAUCGAAAUUGCAAGAAAUUUUGAAUCACUCAA